Labrus bergylta (ballan wrasse) is the source of this 874-nucleotide messenger RNA. RefSeq names its product LTO1 maturation factor of ABCE1 (gene lto1). Lineage: Eukaryota; Metazoa; Chordata; Actinopteri; Labriformes; Labridae. The record is from RefSeq and is a predicted model, not a curated record.
AGUGAAACAGGGAGGAAGCAGCGUCGGCAAGUGAACCUGCUGGAAACUGAUGGAAACCGUCCCAGUUAACUUUUAGCAUUGAUAAGCAGCAGUUGCGUGUUUAACUUUACCGGAGAGUUAAAUAAAGUACCUUUAUUUUUAGAAAUAAAACGUUUUGUUAGAGAGGAGGAGAUGGCCAGUGGCUCCGGAAGUGAAGAUCUGUUCGACAGUAUUGUCAUGGCGGAUGAAAGGUUUCGUGGUGAGGGGUACCGGGAGGGCUUCGAGAAGGGGAGCCGCAGAGGGCUGCUGGACGGCCGCAGACACGGGACCUCUCAUGGGGCCAAACUAUCCUCUGAGAUUUCCUUCUACUACGGGUUUGCCAUCACAUGGAAAUGUCUCCUCCAACAUAACACAGAUGUGAAAUCCAGGAAGCGUCUGAAGGCCGUGGAGGCUCUGCUGGGUUUGAUCCAGAAGUCCCCUCAGGAUGACCCUGCGUCUGCGAAGAUACAGGAGGAUGUGGAGAGACUGCGGGCCAAGUUCAGACAGGUGUGCUCCAUGAUGAAUGUCCCUGCUGACUUCAAGAACUACAUCAAAACCGCUGAGGGGACGUCUUUCUGAAUCCCUCCUGCUCAUGGUGAUGAUGAUGAUGAUGAAGAUAGAGGACAGGAACUGAGCCGACCUCUGCGGCAGUGAGUGGUUGAUCUGCAGUGGAUUUGUUGUCAGGGUUGGAGAGUGACUUUCAGAGUGAUAACAGACCAACAGUGAACUCAGUCUGUGGACUGUAGGACCUGCAGGGUCUGGACCCGGGCUGCACAACACAACAGGAGGAGGAGGAGGAGGAGGAGGAGGAGAGAGGAGCUGUGCUGAACAAUGUUUUUAUGAAACUGAAGUGAGG